Molecule: messenger RNA, 3473 nt
Organism: Megalobrama amblycephala (Wuchang bream)
Lineage: Eukaryota; Metazoa; Chordata; Actinopteri; Cypriniformes; Xenocyprididae
Gene: tmem276b
Product: transmembrane protein 276b
Exons: 4
Coding region: 1064-1945 (293 amino acids)
Cellular component (GO): membrane
Source: RefSeq, a predicted model, not a curated record
UUCACACACCUCUUUAAUGUUAAUUUUAGUGAUCUCCGACUGGCGAAGUCGAACAUCAUUUGUGCCGACGUGGAUAAUGAUUUUAGAAUAUUUACUUUCUUCUGGUGAUUUGCAGAGUCAGUAGAAAGGUCUCUUUAGUGUCCCUAGUUAUUGUAUGACUUAAUUGUCUACUGCUGUAAACUGUUAUGUCUUUAGAACUGUUGCACAGGUACAUGAGCAAUAAUUGUUUGUAGCAUUAACCACUUUUUUAAUAAAGCUUAUUAUCUUUAAAAUAAAGUAUCCUGAAAAAGAGAGACAUUUCUUAUAUAUAGGCCUAUCUAUAUAUACACACAAUUUUUAUUAUUUAUUUAUUUUACUUUUUUUGUUGUACCGUUAUGACUUCCUCACAUAAGUGUUUGCUUGCUCUAAUUUCAAUUUACCUUAUAUUUUAAUAGAUUUGCUGGUGAUUAUCUCAAUGCUGAUGCAAUUAUUUUUUUCAAUCAUUUUUACAGUAGCCUAAACAACUAAUGGAUUUAAGUGAGUAUUCACUUUUUAUAGCCUACUUGCAAAAUAAUAAUAAUAAUAAUAAUAACAAUUUACUUCCAAGGAUACAGUAUCGUCUCGAAGAAAUAUUUGAACAGCUGUUCACAUCUGUGAUGCUGUGCUGGAGUUUGUAACCAAUAAAUGACCCUCUCAUGUUUGUCGCUAUUCCUCAUGUUCCUGAUGGACCUGAUUGGUCUCUUCUCAGUUCGCUGAGGCCCAAGAGGAAAGAGAGAGCAUUACACUCGCACCAAGCACCACACACUCAGAGUCAGUACUGGUCCUUGCAUCGCCUCUCCUCUCCUCUUCUCUUCUCUUCCCAUCUCUCCCCCUCUCCUUAACUCAAAAGCAGAAUAGAUGGUGGAAAAGCAGCACAUCUGUCCGGGCGCUCUGCAACAAUAGAUCGCAUCGAGCUGGAGUCGAGCCUGGUCAUGUCAGCGUCCGAGAGCUGCUAGAGAUUCGGCGUGUUUUCUUGCUUUGCCUUUCACAACGGCUGCCGAGGGAGGACCGCGCGUCUGUCUGGGCUCUCCAACGAGCGGAGAAGAUGGCCGCCAUUAAGAUUUUAACCAGCGCGGGGCUUUUCUUGGCGUUUUCCGCUCUGGUCUUGUUGGUUAUGGCCAUCUGCACCGAUUAUUGGUACGAGACGGAUGCCCGGCGGCACCGCGAACGCUGUAAGAACUACGCAAACAAGCGGAACGAUCCCGGAUACAUUUACAUCUCAAAUCACAACUUGCCUCUCCAGAUGCCUCCAAAGGGCUAUGAGAGGAAAGCGACGGAAGCGCGCGUGAAGCGCCACGCUCCGGCUUCGGCGACGGCCAUGGAGUCUCACUGCAGCCGCCAGUUCAACUCCACCAUCUCCGGUCUGUGGAGAAAGUGUCACCGCGAGGGUUUUGACCUGGAGACCGAGGAUCUCAUUUACAAAGGGUUGAUUCAGAGAUGCACCCCUGUGACGUAUCAUUACACCUCUUCAAUCCUGCCUCGAAAUCUUCCCAUCAAUAUCACUAAGACCAUCCGACAAGAUGAAUGGCAUGCCCUGCAUCUGCGGAGGAUGACAGCAGGUUUUGUGGGCAUGGCUGUCUCUAUCAUCCUUUUUGGCUGGAUCAUCGGAGUUCUUGGAUGCUGUCAACAACAUGAUCUCAUGCAGUAUGUAGCUGGACUACUCUUCCUCAUGGGCGGAACCUGCUGUAUUAUCUCCCUUUGUACGUGUGUGGCGGGCAUUAACUUUGAGCUGUCCCGUUACCCACGUUACCUUUACGGCCUUCCAGAGGACAUCAGUCAUGGGUACGGCUGGUCCAUGUUCUGUGCCUGGGGCGGACUGGGUCUCACCCUGCUGGCCGGUUUCUUAUGUACGCUGGCCCCUUCUUUAAGCAGCCCCUUGGCCCGCACCACAGUCCACAAGUCCAGGCACGAAAAUGGAACUGUGUGAGCAGAGACUUGGAGCAAUGUUGCAGAGGCAUUUCCACAACAUGUAUACAGCGUCUACGUAAGGACAAAACAUCUGGCCUAUUCAUCAUCAUGCGGUAAAUUGACUGGAUCAUCCCUCUAUCCAUUUUCAUAUGACUCAAGGGGCUUUCGGGCUCUUGUUGAUCACCGCUGUCAACGCAACUUGUGUACACCAUCUGUUUGAAUAAAAGGUAUCUGUACAUGGUCUGGACACAGCUGAGAGUCAAGAUGGAGACACAUGCACGGAUCACAGAGCAUCUUCCACCCUCUCACAUGUCUCACUCUGGCACAAAAAAAAAAAAAAAAAAAACUCCCGACAGAGAAGUGAGCUGGAGGCAACUGUCAUCUCUCCAAGAGGAUUCAUAAUAAAAUGGUGCUCUCUUUUCAAAAUUUCACAACUGCACAGAAAUCUUUUCAAAGACAGCAAGAGAACAAAUAAAUCCACAGGUUUUCUUAUAGCUGACUGAUGGUGUGGAGGAGUUUAAGCUCAGAAUGAAGUGGGGAGCAACAGAAAGGAGAGAUAAAAGUAUUUCUGUCAUUCAAGCUUUGAGAAGCACAUUUCCCAAGGCCUCAAAGAGUCUGUACUUGUAAAAAAUACUUCAUUUUGUCUAGAUUUCAGGUCUACAUUUGUAUGAAAUUAUGCUUAGGAUACAAAUGGAUCCUUUUCACUCUUUGUUAUGAUUGUAACGAUCGAUGACCUGGCUUGGACUGUGUUUUGAGGAAUCUGACCAAAUUUAUUACAAAAUGGCAUGUGAACCUAAUUUGUUUUUGAAAAUGUUUGCAGGGGUUAUUUCUGAACGUCAUUUCUCAUGAAGCCUUAUUGCUGUUAUGAGCACAACACGCUUAGAAUCAGAGUUAUACGAGAGCUCAGCACCUUCCAACCAUGACUGAAUGUUGUUGAAUAGUCGAGAUACAAUUAAAGCUCUGGAUGCACAUGCAAGUGUUAUAUUUAGUCACAAAAAGAGAAAUGAGGUCUACAGAAAGCGUAAUGUAUAGAGAAUUUAAAUUGAUUGCUGGAGUGGGCUACAAUACAUGACGCAACAAGCUAUAAUGUUUACAUUACAUUAUUAACUCCAACCAAACAAUAUUUUAAACUACCCUGACAAGCCUGGAGGCUUUAAUCUAGUAAUAAUCUAGUAAUGUCUUUUUUAACAGUGAGUAUGUCUCCACGUUGUCAUGAAUAAUUCAUGUUGAUUCUUCUCACCAAUGGAUAUUAUUUAUUGAGGAUGCUACUGUGAAAAGCACAGUUACCAUAAAUCAUUUAACAACGCCUCACAUGUCUUUGCCAAAUGUAUAUUCAUAGUCUCAGACCUCCACAUACUCCAGAUCAAGUCUUGAGCACAACGUACUGAUGUUGAUAUUCACGGCGGGGAUGUGGAAAUGCAAUAGUUAAAGGUGCUAAAGAGGAUGUUUUGUUUUAUACAUUUUUGCAAUAUUACUUGAAACUGUCUUUACUAACUGAUAAAAGACUAUUUAUUAGGUGCACUGAAAGGAAUAAUAUUAAUAUACAU